Molecule: messenger RNA, 5336 nt
Organism: Porites lobata
Lineage: Eukaryota; Metazoa; Cnidaria; Anthozoa; Scleractinia; Poritidae
Source: the annotation of a GenBank genome assembly
CAUUGACCUCCGGAGGCACUGGAGGUAGUGUGCAGCGUGGACAAAAUGGAGCUCUACAAAAUGUACCUUCUUUGCAGUUUAGUCGCCUUGUCUUUAUCAGUGGCUGUUGCAAAUCGAGCUAAUAAACCUCCUCACAUUCUGCUCGUGGUAGCUGAUGAUCUCGGUUGGAGUGACGUUGGAUUUCACGGCUCAAAAAUCCAAACGCGGAACAUUGACCAACUUGCCUCAGAAGGAGUCAUUCUUGACAACUACUAUGUUAUGCCGAUUUGUACGCCGACGAGAAGUGCACUCUUAACGGGAAUGUACCCAAUUCACACUGGUGAGUGGCCUUUCGUUUCAUUAAAGAUUUUGACCCUAAAAAUAUUUCAUUAGUGCGGGUCACGCUUAAGCCGAGAUUCCAUAUAUUCAUCUUUGCCGCCGUUUUGGACUUUCUACAACGACAGCGUGGAAAAUCAGUGGCGGAGCCCUACGAGAUAGAUGCCUUUGUUCCCCUUAAUUCGAGAUAGCCAUUGUCAAAAGAAUUUUCAGUCUAUGCAAGCAGUAGAUUUUUUCACGCACUGAGGGAGGGAGGGGGUGCAAAAUCUGAUAGUCUUAUCUCAGUUCACAGUUAGAGUUUAGAUCGGUCAGAUAUCAGCUGACUUGCUGACAGCUUCCAUUGUCAGACAAACUGCACAUACUUAUUUUCUACUAGUAAUAAAGAAGUCGGUGCAAAUGAAAUAUAAUUUCUUUGCUGGAAUGGGGCGAGGAGAUACAUUAAAACCCUAGCAAAUUUUAUUUGUGGGGUGUUGGGUCCUCUUUAUGUGCGUUCUUAAAAAAUUAUACCAUAACUUUCCGGGAUCAUUAUACGUUUUUGGGAAACUGCCCACCUACCCCUCCCCUAAGCCAACAUUUUGCCCUAAGUGAGAAGUAAGUGUUGAUGUUCCUGAACAUCAUUAAAUCUUUUAUCAAUUUUCUUCUGAAGGUUUACAGCACUUGGUUCUCCUUCCAUUUAGUCCUUAUGGAUUGUCCACUAACUUCACCACGUUACCCCAGAAGCUGAAAGAAUCAGGUAUUUCUUCAAAUCAUUGGCUCCAGUACGUAAAAGAAAAUAAAUUAGCAAUAAAAGGCUAACAUGCAUCUCUGUGUUUAUAACUUGAUCUAUUUACCUCGAGACAAAUGUUGUUAAGAGCAAGGAUCGGUACAGUCGGUUAGUGAGAGGCCCUUCUUUGCGGGAGAUUCCGAGCUCGAUUCCGAGGUGCGAGCUCAAAGGCCUUAAGUCCUUAUUUCCGAUUUCUGAAGUACUGUAACUGGUACGUACAGACCUCAAACUUUAAUGUUACUCCAAUUAAUUUACUGUUUUAAAGACAAGGUUGUCUCAUUAUUUCAAUUCUAAUCACACAUAAGAAGUUGGCAUUCGUUUUUAUUUACUGGCCGUUUUCGUUUAAGCCUUCAAAGUUGAUAAUAUCGGUGAAAAAUGAUUUAUCGUCUGGAGUCACUCCUGGCUGAUGCUAGUCUCCCUCGCAUUGGAUGUCACGCAACGCUCCCCCUCUCUGGGCUGAUGCGUGAGGUCAUUUCUCCCUCAAACGUUAUAUCGCCGGGCGCUGGAAGCUCAAGCUAGCCAGAGGGUUUGGCAAUAUUGCCAUUGUAUUUAUUCAGUCACGGUCUGCAAUAUCAACCUAAGCAUUGAUGACGGUUUUGUCACAACUGUACGUACUCUCAAGGUUCAUCUAAAAUUUCGUUAAAGGUUAUGCCACUCACAUGGUUGGUAAAUGGCACCUUGGCUACAACAAGUGGGAGAUCACUCCAACAUAUCGUGGUUUCGAUACAUUCUAUGGUUUUUACAAUGCUCGGGAAGACCAUUACUCUCAUACAGUGUUAGAUAUAUUAGACCUUCGAGACAACAAGGAGCCAGUGAGGAACCUGGAAGGAACAUUUGGUACAUUUGCUUUCGCAGAGGUAAAGUUUGAAGUUUACUUGCAGUCGAGGUUGCAUUGACCUUAUAGUCAGUGAACACUGGCUCCUGGGGGAGGGUGGUGAUGGAGACAGGAGCCUCUUCCCCCUGGGCCUCCUUUAUUCAUCCUGUCUACCCUCGAGUUCUACCGUUCUCGUCGUCCUAUACCUCACAAGAGAGUAUGCCUGUUCAAAGGUUGGAACAAAUAAACACAUAAGCAUAAAAGUAUAAGCGUAGAUAAAUAAACCUGAUGACUGGAAAGAGCAAUAAUUAAACGAAAUGUCAGUCAGUAUCUUUGACAACUAUCAAUUGUCACGCAAGUGUAUCGAAUAUUAAUAAGAUCUUAACUUAAUUAAUGAAUUAAUUUAUUUGAUUUAUUUAACAGAAUAAGGAACACACUGAGCAGUUUUGCGUCUGCUUAAUUUGUUUGUUAAAAUGGGAAACGUUCCACGUUCUGACAAAUUUUCGUGUUCCUUUCAACAGCGAGCGAAGAAAGUCAUCGAGUCACAUAAUUCUUCCACACCCUUGUUUUUGUAUAUGGCAUUCCAAAAUGUCCAUAUUCCACUCCAAGUCCCAAAACGGUAUUCCGACAAGUACAGCUUUAUUGAUAAUGAAGAUCGCAGGACUUACGCUGGUAUGGUGGAUAUUUUGGACGAAGCCGUUGGCAACAUUACACAGGCCAUGAAGGAUGCCGGGUACAAUAACUGCUUUGCAUGUAGUGUAAUAUUUGCCGCCGUGCAGGUUGUCUCCCACUUACUUUUCAGUGGACAAAAAUCUUUUACCAGAAUAUUUCAAGUCAUAUCGCUUUUUAAUACACUUUUCAAGGGCUAUAGAUAUAAUUAGUGAUCUGUGGGAGCCCGAGAAAAUAAAUUUCAAAUUUCACAGGAAUCAAGAAAAGACAGGUAAAAUCAUCCUGCGUAAGAUUUCAAUUUUUUUGACUGAAUUUGAGACUUUUAAAGUUUGUUUUCUAGGGCUUCCUCAAGAACCUUUUUUUAGAGUUAUUUCAUAUAACUUAUUACAUCUAUAGCCCUCGAAAAAUGUAAGAAAAGGACGCAAUAUGCCUGGCAUGAAGUUAUUCUGGUACAAGGUUUUUGUCCACAGAAAAAUAAAAUUACUCAGUUUCCCAAUAGAUUCCAUCUUAAUCCAUCUAUCCAUGAAAUAGCAAAAGUGAGAAUUAAAGAGGCUGUUUUACGGCUGUCUAGUUCAUUUUGUUGAUAAUGCCAAUUGGUGUGUAGCCCCCGGGGGAUUCGUCACGCGUUCCUAAGAACGUCUGCGUUGGAAUGCUUAUUCGUUACGGAACUGAGAAAUUACUUUUAAUUGACAAAACCACAACUUCAUAUCAAACAAAGACGCCCUUAGCAUUAUUUAAAAACAAAAAACAAAACUGUUACGCUAACAAGUUUUCAGAACUGCAGCUUUGUUUCAAAGGUCUUCAAGAUUUUCCAUCCCUUUUGUAUCUGCCGUGUUAUUUAUACCAUCUCAAUUUUAACGUUUUGAGCGGUUAUUCUUAUGUUUUACUCAAUUUGGUGUCAGUUCCCUCUGCUUGAAUUUUAUUAAAUUUCCUGACACAGCUCCUUUAAAAAACCGGAAAACAAAAGAUAUACUCAGAGGAGAUCAUGAGUGGUCACGUCAUAACAUUGUCUGCAGUCUCAUUUCAGAGUAUAUUACAUAUGCCUCCAUAACUGACCCUGGAGGUGACACGGAUUAAAGUGGCUCGUGUUGUCAUUCUUCCUUUAUCACUUAUACCCCAUAAAAGAAGCCAAUCACUGGAGUAUAACAGCUUCCAUAUCUUUACCGUCAUUCAGUUUGAGUUACGCCUUCUAAUUUAACGUGAGUUACUAUUGUUUCUUAGAUUGUGGGAGGACACCCUCAUGGUUUUCACUACUGAUAAUGGAGGAUGGCAUAAUCACGGUGGAUUCAACUGGCCGCUUCGAGGGGAGAAGACCACGUUAUGGGAGGGAGGGGUUAGAGGGGUAAGCUUUGUCCAUGGAAACAUGCUUGGCAGAAGAGGAGUGAAAUGUGAAGGCCUCAUGCAUGUUACAGACUGGUUUCCAACAUUGGUCAAUAUUGCAGGUAAACACAUGCUUAAACAUAAGCAAAACGUUGAACAGAGAGAUAAAUCACUGAAGAAAUAUCAAACAAUUGUAGCAUUGAUCAUAAGAUUGACCGGCGCCUGCGUGAUGCGUUGCUGCUUGUUUGGUGUUUUUGUUCUAAGCUGUAUUAUUAUCGUAAAUUUUCAACGUUUUUCUUCUCUAUUCCAACAGGUGGUACUCUUGAUCAAGCACCAACUCCACUGGAUGGUAUGAAUGUGUGGAAUACCAUUUCCAAUGGCGAUCCGUCACCCAGAAAGGAAAUACUGAUCAAUAUUGAUGUGGAGCCUCAAACGGAAAAUGCUUUUAAAGAAGGCGGGUCGAUUGACAUCUACGAAGGGAUAGCUUUGAGGGUUGGCGACAUGAAACUUCUUUUGAGUGUGCCUAAUGCCUCUUGGUAUAAACCCCCGGAGCUAGGUGGAGAUUCAAGUAUGAGGCAGUACACACCCCCUGACACAAACGGCAGGCUUGGCUGGUUUCAAGGUGGAGAAAAGGUACUGAGAAGUAAAGACCGAUAUUUUUCUGUAAGUCAGGCAUCUUAGAACCCGCCGUAUCCUCCUCACAAGUUGAUUUUGACUAACACAAGAAAGGAGUAGUCAAGUGGUGAUUACCACGGGUACACGAACUACCCUUGUGGAAAACCUUGUGCAUAAACAUAAAACUUAUUAAUAAGAAUUUAUUUGAUGUGGAGGGAAAACGACCCACUACAAAGUAUGUCGAAGUUAUAGCGUAGAGAGAAGGAAAGAAAUAAAAAUAAUUCACCUGACACUAAUAUCAGAUGUGCCGCCGUAAAGAUUUAAUCAGUAAAUUAACUCGGUUAUAUCAGGAGCCGAUUACUCCUAGUUAUAUACAAGCCCCCAAAAGUUGAACAGUUCUAUCCACGGUACAAAUCUCUAUCCACUUGAUAGCGCAAUUGGUUUCCUUAGUAGUACUUGUUUGUUGUAAAGUGAUUUAUCCGGUGGGUAGCGCUAUACAGUGUUUUAACAGUCAGGACCAGAAAUUCAAACAUAUCUAUUACGCCUGGGCUGAUGGCCCGGGUGACUCGAACAUUAAUUUAAAUUUGUCAGUUCACGGAAAAAGUUCGAUUUCCUCAACAGACCACAGGAGACACUGUGCAAGUUGCCCUUUACAACAUAACCGCUGACCCAACGGAACACGACAACCUUAGCGAGAAACUUCCAGACGUGGUCAAGGAAAUGAAAAAAAGAGUGCAGUAUUACAUGAAGGGGGUCGUGCCUCCACCCACCAAAAUGUUUGAUCCUAAAGCUAUUGUAAAAGCAUUGGAGGAAGGUAUUUGGACGCCUUGGCAAGAUUAA